CUUGUUCAAUAAAGUUUGUUGGGGGAAAAAAAAGAACAUCGACAAGGCUACGUCCCCACGACAUAAAUAGCCUCUCUCGACUUACCUUUUUUUCUGAAAUAGUCGCAAACGUACGGCCUUGAUACGCUACUUCCCGACACUACUUGAUUGGAGGAAAACAUUUUUAAUUAAAUGUUAGCGUCUCGACAAACUCGUCUCAGUGUACGUGAAGUGUCUCGGCCUAGCUCAUUUUAGCCUAGCUUGCUAGCCUGCCAACAACGAGCCGCCCUGGCCAUCUGCAAAUCGCUCAGCAGAGAUCAACUUGAGCGUGAAGUGCUGUGAUCACCACGGGAAAUGUGCGACAGACGUGUGAAAGAAGAGAACGAGGAGGUACUUUGUGGACAGAAAAAGGCGGACAGCGAACGACAACGCCAACCACUGGACUCUGUUUCCGAGAAGCCUUACCGUGCAGACAUCAGCGAUGUGGACCUUCCUGUUGACCAGCCACAAACCCCUCACGUAAAAGUGGAAGAGCAAGAGGCGGACAUCACAAAGUUUCCACUGACCGCUUUUCCACUGACCGCUGUCAAGAGUGAAGGAGACAACUUUGAAGACUCUCAACCGGACAGCCUUUUUGCUCCGCUGUCAGAUAGCGACGACUUGACAUCACACUCUUCGAACACCGAUGAUGGUGAACGCUCUAAAAGUGACUGGACAUGUCGUGCACGCAAGAAACGCUUAGAAUGUUCUCAGUGUGGGAAGACUUUUGUUGCAAAGUGGGGUUUAAUCAUUCACAUGAGGAAGCAUACGGGCGAAAAACCUUUUGUCUGCUCAGUUUGUGGUAAAGGCUUUGUUGUAAAGACUAGUUUAAUAAGUCACUCAAGAACACACACUGGAGAGAAGCCUUUUGGCUGUUUAGUUUGCGGUAAGAAAUAUUCUGAAAAGGGACAUUUGAGAACACAUUCACGAAAGCACACGGGCGAGAGACCUUUUGUAUGCUCAGUUUGUGGGAAAAGCUUCUCUGCAAAAAGCACUUUAACAGUACACAUAAGAACACACACUGGCGAGAAACGUUUUGUAUGCUCAGUUUGUGGCAAAAGCUUCUCCGUGAAGGAUAGUUUGUCGAGGCACACGCGAACGCACACCGGCGAGAAACCUUUUGCCUGCUCAGUUUGCGGGAAAAAAUUCUCUGUCAAAAGCAAUUUAACAACACACGUAAGAACACACACUGGUGAGAAACCUUUUGCCUGCUCAGUUUGUGGGAAACAAUUCCAUGUAAAAUGCAAUUUAAUAUCACACAGAAGUAGUAAAAUUAAUAUAAGGCAUUUUCCUUGCUCUGUCUGAAAUGUAAGUUUCAUGAUGAUUCUGCAUCGGCAACAAGGAGACUUGCCGAAUGUUCAAUAAACCAAUCUCUUGACAAACACGUGUACUGAUGGCAAGAGGGGCAGGAAAUUACAUUUCAAAUAAAUUGUAAAGAAACUUGAA
Messenger RNA from Hippocampus zosterae (dwarf seahorse), 1464 nucleotides. RefSeq names its product gastrula zinc finger protein XlCGF7.1-like. Gene Ontology annotation, biological process: regulation of transcription by RNA polymerase II. Lineage: Eukaryota; Metazoa; Chordata; Actinopteri; Syngnathiformes; Syngnathidae. The transcript has 3 exons. The coding region runs from base 334 to 1323 and encodes 329 amino acids. The record is from RefSeq and is a predicted model, not a curated record. Gene Ontology annotation, molecular function: DNA-binding transcription activator activity, RNA polymerase II-specific; RNA polymerase II cis-regulatory region sequence-specific DNA binding. Gene Ontology annotation, cellular component: nucleus.